Molecule: messenger RNA, 216 nt
Organism: Rodentolepis nana
Lineage: Eukaryota; Metazoa; Platyhelminthes; Cestoda; Cyclophyllidea; Hymenolepididae
Source: the annotation of a GenBank genome assembly
AUGUUCACACAGCAACUAAGCUUCGCAGAACGUCCCUUGGACCAACUCCGACCCUCCUCGGGUCGGAGCUAUCCCCGUUCUCGGACUCCUGACACCUCAAAGGCAUCCCGUAUGGCCUUGAAGAAGAUUGCUUUGGUGAUUUCCGAGUUGCUUGAUACGGAAUUCGCCUAUUUGGAUAGUUUACGUGAAAUUACAGAGGUUGGUUGCCCUCUAUAA